Molecule: messenger RNA, 2037 nt
Organism: Acanthosepion pharaonis
Lineage: Eukaryota; Metazoa; Mollusca; Cephalopoda; Sepiida; Sepiidae
Source: the annotation of a GenBank genome assembly
AUGGCCUUCAAUGAUGAAACUUCCCUGGCCACUCAUGUGCACUCCCAUGCCACAGAUUCCCUGCCCUUCAAUUGUUCGAAUUGUCUAGCCACUUUCCCAGAUGCUGAUUCUUUGUCCAUACAUGUAUGCAGUGUACACCCUGACUCCACAAAUCAAAACUUUAAUCAGUCUGGAGACAUGACAUCUCAUCAUGACAAGCCAAUUGACUUCAAUCUCUUCCAGGAAUCCUUUAGUGCCCCUUCUUCUCGGGUUCCCAGACAACGCACAAACAAUACUGACCGGCCAUACCAGUGUACCUACUGCCAAAAAACCUUCACCAAGUCAGGUGACCUUACCAAGCAUGAGAGGUAUCACACGGGCGUCAAGCCAUUUAAGUGUACCUACUGCGACAAGGCAUUUGCAGAAUCUGGUACCUUGACCGUCCACACUCGCACGCACACUGGUGACCGGCCAUACAAGUGUACUUUUUGUCCGAAGGCUUUCAUUCAGUCUGGAGACUUGACCAAACACACACGCAUACACACAGGAGAGCGACCCUACAAAUGCAAUCACUGUGAAAAGGACUUUGUAGAAUCAAGUGCCCUUGCUCAUCAUGUCAAGGUGCACCUAAGUGGGUCGCGGCAUUUCAAAUGUACAGACUGUAAUGUUACUUUUUCAACUGCUUCUCAGCUGCAUUCCCACACAUGCACACACACAAAUCCCAAACCAUUCAAAUGUGAACUCUGUGACAAGUCCUUUAGUUUCCAUGGAAACCUUGCUGUUCACAAAAAGGUCCAUCUUGGUCGAAAAUCUCUGAACUGUGACUAUUGUCCCAAAAAGUUUACUCGAUCUGGUGACCUUACAAAACACAUCCGUGUGCACACGGGAGAAAAGCCAUAUGAAUGCAGCUAUUGCCAGAAGAGAUUUACAGAGUCUGGCACAUUGAAUGUGCAUCUGCGGCGACACACUGGUGAAAGGCCAUAUGUUUGUGACAUUUGUGAGAAGUCAUUUGUGCAGUCGAGUGAUUUGAAGAAACACAAGAAGAGCCACGAGGAACAGACCAAUCGGUCAGUGUCUUAUGAGGUUGCACUCAGCUUGAGACAGCAACAUAACAUGCCACUCACUCAACCAUCAGUUGAUUUAACCACCAGCCCUAAAUCUAAAGUUGCCAGGAGUUUCACUUGCCUUUUAUGCAAAGAAGAAUUUGCAACCCUUGCCCAACAGAUGAGCCAUUCCAAAGAAUGUGCAAACAGAAAUGGCUCCCAAAAUGAAAUGGAUAGCAACACCUCAUCCACAAAGCCAUAUUCUUGUGAAUUUUGCCCUAAGACAUUUUCCCAUCUCAGCAAUCUGGCCGUCCAUACAAAGACCCACCUGGGUGGUAAACCAUACAACUGUGACCUCUGUGACAAAGUCUUCAUGCGUCCAAGCAAUCUUAUUAAGCACCUGCGCUAUCACACAGGUGACCGCCCAUUUAAAUGUGAUCUCUGCCUGAAAACAUUCACAGAGUCUGGUUCGUUGACCAUCCACCGGCGAAGUCAUACCGGAGAGCGGCCAUAUAAGUGUGAUCUGUGCCCAAAGGCCUUUAUCCAGUCAAGUGACUUGAAGAAGCACACACGCACCCAUACAGGAGAAAGGCCGUACCGUUGUGAAUAUUGUGAGAAAACAUUUGCAGAGUCGAGCACGUUGAUUGUUCACAUGAGGAGUCAUACAAAACUCAGACCUUACAAAUGCGGUUUGUGUGGACGGUCAUUCAUACAAUCAGGGGAUCUCAAAAAACACUUGCGUACACAUGAUGAUUUAGAUGCAGCAACCUUAAAAGCCUACAAGUGCAACUGCACUGAACCCUGCACACCUCUGGGACCACCAGAGUCAAAUCCCUGCUGCAAUGGGAAUGGAAUCAACUUGUACAGCCCUGAGCUGAGUGAAAAUCGAGCUCUUGCAGCUGAAGCAAUUAUUGCUAUUGGAUCAGCCACAGCAAUAGACUAUGUAAAUGACUCCUUGAUGGCUGCAAGUAGCAUUGCUGCUGCCUCCUCUUCUGCAACUUCUAACAUUGGAUGA